AUGUCAGCCCAAGACCCGUCGGGACCGCCGCAGCCGCCCAAGGCCGCCGCCUAUGCCCUCGCCUCCAACCCCGUGUCGCAUACCGCAGACGACUUCGCCGUGGCCGACACUCCGGGCACGAGCGGUUUUGGUGGGAGCGGCAGCGACUACAUGAGCUAUCGCUCGCACAAGAACCCGCCACCAGCACCACCAACAGCAGGCCACGAGCACGGCGUGCACAGCGAGCAGCCCGCCAAUGCGCGCGAGGCCCGCGAGACGAGCUACGCGUCCGACCCUCGUGGCGAGCGGCAGAACGACAACGAGGACGCCGAGCAGAUGGCCCCGGCCGGCGAGGGCGCCGUGGCCCACGUCGUCGAGCGCAGGACGAGAGGGAGCGCCGCCGCCGCUAGCCACACGCGCGGCGAGGGCGCGCCCCACGGCCGCGUCCGUGGCGAGGUCACGCUCGACGGCGGCGAGGCUGGCGUGGAGAGGAAAAAAGCACAGCAGUCGCUCGCCCGCGAGCAAGUCAAGGCCGCGCGGCGCGAAGGGAAAGACGUCGACGGACGGGGCGAGGGCAACUUUGCCGGCCGGCAGCCGCACGCCGAGAUAGACUAA
Messenger RNA from Lasiosphaeria miniovina, 594 nucleotides. RefSeq lists its product as uncharacterized. The transcript has 2 exons. NCBI's taxonomy places the organism in Eukaryota, Fungi, Ascomycota, Sordariomycetes, Sordariales, Lasiosphaeriaceae. The record is from RefSeq and is a predicted model, not a curated record. The coding region runs from base 1 to 594 and encodes 197 amino acids.